Hyalella azteca is the source of this 921-nucleotide messenger RNA. RefSeq lists its product as uncharacterized. The record is from RefSeq and is a predicted model, not a curated record. Lineage: Eukaryota; Metazoa; Arthropoda; Malacostraca; Amphipoda; Hyalellidae. The coding region runs from base 118 to 435 and encodes 105 amino acids. The transcript has 4 exons.
CAAACCAUCACAUGUUGACGGUCGAGUUUGCUGCUUAUAGCUUGUGACUUAAAAUCUAACAAUACUCCUAGCCAUUACAACGUGCUGCUGAGCCACAAAAUUUUUCGAACACCAAGGAUGAAUUUCUUCUCCAUUGCUGUGCUGUUGCUGGCGCUUGGGGCGGUCGUGAAUGCUGAUAUGUUUGGUUCUGGUGGAGCUUUCAAGAAGAAGUUUCCUGGGGCCAAGCCCAUGACUUUAAACCAGUACAUGGAGAUUCAUAAGCAGAACAUUGGUCGGCCAAGUCCCACAAGGCCAAACAGCAACUGGAUGUUUGACACACCUUCCGUCGUAGCAAACAACCGCGUUGUUUCCAACCGCAAUCCCCCAACUACAAGCAGCACGAGAAUCUCCAGGCCACGUUCUGAGGAACGAGAUUUCUCUCGGGAGGACGACUGAGUUUUCGAACAGCCUACACGAGCAGCCUAUGCGAACAGCCAAUACGAACAGCCAGUACGAACAGCCUAUACGAACAGCCAAUACGAACAGCCAAUACGAACAGAAAUACGAACAGCCAAUACGAACAGCCAACACGAACAGCCUGUCUGACUACGUCAGCGUAUAAGACCUGCUUAUUUUGCGGCCUUUCUGAUUGCUCGAACCUAAACUACCAGCCUUUUCCACCGCUCCCACCUUCAAAAACACUCCAUUUAACGACUUGUACAAUUACGGCUAGCCCAUCUCGCAGCCUACCUGACUGCCAGCUUGACAGUAAAUAUGGUAUCCUAUUUGACCUAUAGAACCUUAAUAAGAUAGCGAAGGGCUUGUCGUGUUGACGCGUUAAGUAGUCUUCGUAUAUUGGUUGACAUUUUUUUAUACACUUGAGUAGUUUUUCGUGUACGGCAAGAAAAGUUAUUUAUUUAUUAACAAAAUUUUAGUUUUCAA